Daphnia pulicaria is the source of this 4218-nucleotide messenger RNA. RefSeq names its product serine-rich adhesin for platelets-like. Lineage: Eukaryota; Metazoa; Arthropoda; Branchiopoda; Diplostraca; Daphniidae. The transcript is spliced from 8 exons. The record is from RefSeq and is a predicted model, not a curated record. The coding region runs from base 307 to 4032 and encodes 1241 amino acids.
UCACUUUCGCUCGUUUCACCAGCAGGUUAUUCACCACUUUGGUUGUUGUUGUUGUUUUGUUUUUUCCCUUCCGAUUGGCGUUGCCUGCCCGGCUGUCGAGGCGCAUGGGAGAGGAAACCUCAGGUUUGUACAAGAAGCCGGUGUGAUCAUAAGAUCACUCGUUCACCGAUCGAGCUCACGAAGACUCCUCCUUGCAAAGAUUGCCUUUUAAAAGACCGCAUAGCUUGCUUUAGCGUUCAGUUUGUUGUUGGUACUUGAUUCGGGUGAUUGUUGUCCUGGCUUGUAAAAGGACAUUAGUUCAUCAUCAUGGAUCCUACUUUAAUUCCAACAUUAAUUAUUUGCUUGCUGUCGCUUGUUCAGACUAAUCCUGUCGGAUUUAUCGGCGUACCACAUGAUCCGUCGGGUCAGGAAGGUCCCGGAAGUCUCUGGCACGUCUUCCGUCAAGUCCACGCAUCUGAAGUUGCCACCCGCCAGUUGCUGUCGUCGUCGAGAACCCCUUCAUCCAAAGUGGCCGAGACGACGAGAAUCAUCUCUAAAGAAGAGCGUGGCAGAUCUUACGAGCCUUCGUUUACCAUCAUCAGCCGCAUCAGAUCGCCCGUGGAGCAAAUGUUGGCCCUCCUGCCGCCACGACCCAGCUGGACGCCAAACUUCCUGGGCCGUCGAACGGAAGCCAUUCCCAUCCGUAAAGAAGAGUCACCACCAUCGAGCCGGACGUCUUCUUCUUCUUUUAAUGCCUGGCCUCCGCACAACGCCAGCCAUUUGGUGAUGAUUGGCGAAGCGGAACCGGUCGUCGAUGGUGAUCAGCAGCGGCACGUGGAGUCAGCCAGAAAAUACGGCGGCCUCUUCACCGUCGAGAAAGGAAUGGUGCGCUAUCGGAGUUCUCAGCAGUCAGAAGAGGAGAUGGAGGGCAACCUGAGCGGAAACGGGCACUACUCCCGGCCGGAAUCCCCUGUAACGUUUGGUCUGUGGGAAAUGAUGAAAACGCGCCGACCGCAGAAAUGGGAUGCGCUAAACAAGUUAUUACCUUCUCGGUCUACCACUGAGCUAGUAGCAACAACUCAGCCAACUACGACAACAUCUACGGCUCCGCUCAGCUGGAACGUCCAUGAUUCCGGGAAUCAUUCUGAAUCCUUUCAUCGGCUGGAGAACGACGACUCGGUUCUGGUAACGGACAUUAGCAGCAGCCGGACGGAAGAAGAAAAAGGUUCUUCGACCAUCUUACCUACCAGCAGCAGCCAGCAGUCUCAGUUACCGGAUGCAACUGAAGCCGCAAACCGUGACGGGUUUGUCCAAUCUGAAGACGACUCGAUCCGCACCACCCCACAGCCGACCGCGCUGCCUCAUCGAUUCAACAACAGCUGGUCGCUGGUGGUCCGGGUCGACGAUUCGACGUGUUACGCCGCGACGGACUCAUUUGCCAAUAACGGGACCAUCGUUUUCAAGCGGUUCCAGUCGGCCGGUCUCAAUCAAUCUGGUUGGACUGAUUUAUCAGGCAUUGAAAACUAUUUUCCCGGCUUUGGCCGGAUCGCUGGAACGAAGCCGGAUCGUCUCAUUGUCCGCACCACCAUCGUAAUAGCCGAUGAAGAUGAGCUACCAUUAUCAGAACAACAAUAUUCAACAACCCCUCAAUCGAUAAACACGGACACGACGAUUGAAUUUCAAACGGUAUCGUUUGUUCCCUCGAAUUCCUCUCUAUUGACGGAAGAAAUCAUUACCAUCCACAAUGACAGCACAGACGCUGUUCCGCAUCAUUUGGAAUCGUUGAAUUUUGUAUUCCGGAAAGUGGACGAUGACAAACCAGCCGUAAAUAGCGUUGAACCCAUCGACGACGCUGUAGACUUGACGGGUUCGGCUGUUGCAGUUCACGUGAGUAACGUGACGGCCAUGCCUACCAGUUCCACAGAGGAGCAAAUGACGCCACCGCUACUCAAAACCUUGGAGAACCUGUUGCUAACCCAUUUAUUGCCUCCUAUUACCUCUUCUUCGUCUGCGACAUCUUCUUCAUUACCAUCUAAUUCGACUUUUACGUCUCCUUCUCCAACUUCGAGUUCGACAACCAGCUCCUACCAAUUCACUUCUGCCGCCCCUUUGACGUCUACGAGCACCACCUCUUCUACUACUACAACCACGUCCACCGAAUCCUAUUUUCCGUGGGUGUUGCAUCAUUCGGAGCCGGUUCAGUCCAUCAACGAUUGGUCGAUCGUUUCUUCCCAGCUAAUGGAACCUGCUCCAAUGUCGUCGACCUACUCAACUCCUUCGCCUUCCACUACAGUUUUACCAGAGAAAGUUAUACAAUCCCCUGCGCACUACGACCCGGCCAUCAACAAGGCAACAUUGUCGUCGCACACACUCAUCAUCCCGUCCAGGAAUCCGUCCCUGGUCCAGCAGCAACUCACUCCUUCCUAUCCGCCACGUAAAUCGUCCCCGGAUUCGUCUACCGACAAAUUUCCUUCCGCUUCUUCCAUUCAAAUGUUCACUUUGAAACCGGAAGUUGAGGCUCCUAAAAUCGUCACCAGCAAACCGGCUCCUAAAAAGAAUACGGGUCUAGCGUCGCUGAUUCUGGCCCACACUUCCGCUUUAAUGUCCGGAAACAAUUCGCCAUUCUUCAACGCACGCUCAUCCGCCAGCAAUAACUCUUCGUCACAGUCGGACGUCCGGCAGACCAAAAAGAAUAUUUUGCCGGAACCCCUUCCCGUCACAGCGACUGUUCACGUCAUCAUGGCCAGUCCGUAUCCCGAUUCCCUGGAACACGAGGAAGAACUCAAUCGUCGACGAUCUUUAGAUUCUCCCGUCAGGACUAACAAUCAAAACGCAAUUAGAACGGGGAAUUCUUCGUGGGCUUUUCCUUCCUUCAGUCAGCUGAUUGAAUCCCCCGGUCUAUUACUAACCAGCAGGAACUCGUCCUCUUUGAUUCGUGCGGUUAAUACCUCGCCUAUUUCCUCGUUUAACGGAAAUACUAACGACGAUCUGCCUCCUUCACUCCCGCGAUUUUCUUGUGGAAAUCAGUCUUCUUCCGACGAACUGGUUAUCACCAAUCCCAACUAUCCGAAUGCGGAUGAUGAAUCCGGCAACUGUGACUUUCGUCUUCUAGUGAAUUCGCAUCACGUCUGUCAGAUAAGAGUGGAAUUUCGCGAAAGUAGAAUGUUGCUUCCUAGAAAAGGAAAUUGUUUACAUCAAUAUUUGACCGUCUCCGAGUCGACUACGGGCCGACUCAAAUCACCUGUCGUUGAAAACAAGUUGUGUGGUUAUAACUCAGACCAGCAUUUUUACGUGGAACUGGCUCAAUCGGAAAACACCCAUAAUCUUCGCCAUGUAGAUUUUAAAAUCAAUACCAAAGCGGCUGGAUUUCCUUAUCGCUACUCGAUGAUAGUCAAUCAGAUCAAUUGUGAUUUGCCCAGUCCAAACAAAGCUCCCACCGGAUGUUUCCAGUAUUUCAACAGCCGUACUGGUGUUAUUAAGAGCUUCAACUUUGACGGUGGUCAGUAUUGGAACAAUCAAAACUACAGGAUCUGUGUCAAAUCCAUCGACAAUUCUUGCACGCUGGCUCUAUCUAGUACCGAAGGAGAUUUCGGCAUCUAUAAAGCCAAAUCUCGUAGCGUUCCUGCCAAUCGAGCUGGCGUCGGAAAGAAAGCUUGUCCUCGUGACUACUUGUGGAUUCCGGGCACCACCCAGUCGGAAGAAAGAAGUUUAUCCAGUGAUACCCACGAUCGAUAUUGCGGAUCUAAAUUUAGCGAAAGACGCGGUGAUUUCCGUCACAGAAUAGUCAUGGCUCGCAUGUCCAAGAGUGUGCACAUGAUGAUCUUCCAUACCGGAGCGCCAAGGCACUUUAACGCCAGCGAUCACGGACCAGGCUUCCGCAUCGACUUUGAGCAAACGAGCGAAUGUCCGAGUCAAUCCGCCAUUAAUAAUUACAACUACGCCUCAAAUGCGAACAUCAAUGGAACUGAUUCGCUAUUGGUCGACGCAGAUUAUUACGACGAAUUGGAUGAUGACAAGGAUCUUGUGAGCAUCAAUAAGAAAUCUUUUGAAUAGUGAUGAUUAUCGAUUUGAUUUUCAUUAUCGUUCCUACUAACUGUUACAUCUAAUCGCACAAAUAUUUGGAUUGCGUGUCUGCAUUUGAAUCUCAGUCUUAUAUAAUCUUGACGUGUGUAAAUAUCGUUAUAAUUGAGGUGUCUCUUUACCUGGCGAAUAAUGUUAUACAAUUGAAUGAAUUUGUUA